AUGAAAGUUGUGAGACCUGCUCUGGACCAGGCCCGUACCACUGUUGUCCAGUGUCCCCCAGGCAUGCUGAAAGAGGAGGGCAGAUGUCUCCCCCACUGCAGCAUCGGUCACUUCCUACAGAAUGCACAGUGCAUUGCUUGUGACGGCAGUUGUUCCUCAUGCUCUGGACCUGGCAGGGACCAGUGUUUGUCCUGUGUCCAGCCUGGUAAGGUGGUCAGUAGAGGGCAGUGUGUGGAACAGUGUGGUCACCAGUCCUUCCUUAGCAACGGCAUCUGUCAUGUUUGCCCUGGUGAGUGUGAACGGUGUCUUCCUGACAGUCCCCAGUGUGAGACCUGUUCUCAGGAGGCACUGUUUUACAAAGGUCGAUGUCUGACCACCUGUCCUGUAGGAUUUUAUUCAGACUCACAAUCUGCGUGCAGAGCCUGCCACCCCAGCUGUGAUGGGUGCAAAGGAGGUGGAGACUCUAACUGUACCUCAUGUCAUGGUGGGGCAAGACUAAGUGGGGGUCGUUGCAGGAUGCCCUGUCCCCCUGGCCAGUACCUGCGCAUGGACGGCAACUGUAGACGUGAGUUUAUGAAUAGCAAGAAUUGUCCAGUCAUUACAUUAAAAGCAUUUACCAAAGUGGAAAUUUGGCUGUGUCCCUGGCUGUCGGUACUGUCAUGUGGACCCCCUGACGGAGGGCAGACGCGUUGCAUGAUGUGUACAGAGCGUCAUCAGGUGCCUGUGGGGCCAGUGUGUAAGGAUGAGUGUGGUCCAGGACGCUACUUGGAUCAUAACAUUUGCCAAGACUGUGGUAAAGGCUGUGAGGUGUGUGAGGGACCAGCUGUGUGCCUGCGCUGUGAACCACCUUAUGUGCUCCACAACACUCAGUGUGUCCAAACUUGUAUGCAGGGUCAGUUUAUCAGCCUUGAGGAAGGAAUGUGUCAGGACUGCCCGGAGAACUGCGUGCGGUGUGAGUCAGUCAGCACCUGUCAAGUGUGUGACUCUGAGACUCACCUGUUGGAGGGUCAGUGUGUUCAGCAGUGUGGGCCAGGCCAUAUUGUAGAGGAUGGAGUCUGUCAUGGGAACCAAUUCGCUCCUGUGUUUCAAGUCCUAGGCGAGAUAAGCGUGACAGGUUUGGGCCAGGCAGCAGUUGUCUCCCCUGAUCUGAUUUACGUCAGUGAUGAGGAUACUGCCGAGGAGAGACUCAGGCUUUACGUGAUGGAGACAGCUCGUAAUGGCGAGUUAGUGAAGUCCCAGUGGGGUAAGGACAGACCUCUGGGUGUGGAGGACACCUUCACCUUACAGGACCUGCGGGAGAAGAGGAUCAUGUUUAAACAUGAUCCAGGCAGAACACCUCAAGGUGAGGUGAAGCUGAAGGUCAGUGAUGGUCAGCUAUUCAGUUUGACCCGAGCAGUUUCCAUCCAGGUGAGAUCAGAGGAUCCCAUGGCUGUGGUCAGUAAGGGAUCAUUCAUGGCCAAAGUGGGACUGGACACCCAGCUGGAUAGCAGUAUACUGGAUGUACAGAGUGAGACCAGUGCUUAUCCUGUAACCAUCAGUGUCUUAGAAGGUCCACGUUAUGGCAAACUGGUACACAAAGUUCACAAAGCUGUGGUUACUCAGUUCCCAUUGGGUGAACUAAGGUCAGGCAAUAUCAUGUAUCGCCAUGACGGCACUAACUCCGCCUCCUCAGAUAUGAUGGUCCUUCAGCUCACAGAUGGCUACAAUGUGGUCAAUUUGAUACUCCAGGCUGAAAUCAGAGAAAAGGAUAGUAAGAUCCCGAUCCUGGUGACCAAUGAAAUGGCCUAUGUACAAGAGAAGGGCCUGGUGAAGAUAACGGUGGAACUGUUAGAGGUGAGGUCAGCUGACACCGGAGCCACAGACCAGGCUGAUCUCAUCUACACACUGGUACCAUCCAGUCCAGAGAAUCCUAAGGAAGGCGAGAUCCUUAUGGUGGUGCCAGUGCCACCAGGGGGAGUAACUCCUGGCUGGCAGAGCAUGAAGGAUGGGCAGAUGGCAUCCCCUGUAUUCCGAUUCCUCCAGCGAGAUGUGGAGGAGGGAAGAAUCUGGUAUAAAAACACUGCUGGGAAGGCUGGGGCCGAUAGUUUCAGGUUUGAGGUGUCUGACAUGUCUGUGCCUCCCAACAUCCUCCGUGGGCAGACUUUCCACAUCACCAUUGUUCCCAGUCCUGUAGCAGCUCUGGACCCCCCAACUCUGUCUCCAGAUACCUACCUCGGAAUGACGGUAUUGGAGAAUGAGGUGGCCUUUAUUGGAAAUGAUGUGUUGUCUUACCCGAGUCCAGAGGGUAGCCCUGCUGACAUCAUGUACAGGGUAACAGAGCCCCUGGGUUUGGAUGAGGGGGCUAUAGAGCAUGUGGACAGUCCCUUCAUCAUGCUCUACAGGUUCACCCAGGAGGAUAUUGAUAAGGAGAAUAUCAUCUACAGGCCACCUAUCACAGAGCUGGGCUCAGGCAGUAGGGAAGUGCAGUUCAAGUUUGUAGUGACUGACGAAGAGACUGGGUUGAGGAACCCUGAAACAGACAUUUACAAUAAAGAUUGCUCCAGUUAA
Messenger RNA from Liolophura sinensis, 2547 nucleotides. RefSeq names its product extracellular matrix organizing protein FRAS1-like. The record is from RefSeq and is a predicted model, not a curated record. The transcript is spliced from 15 exons. Lineage: Eukaryota; Metazoa; Mollusca; Polyplacophora; Chitonida; Chitonidae. The coding region runs from base 1 to 2547 and encodes 848 amino acids. Gene Ontology annotation, biological process: anatomical structure morphogenesis.